AUGAAGAGGGCGAAGAGGGUGAAUUUGACUGACAGUCGACGGGCCGAGAACGAUGAAGGUGAUGAAGAGGGCGAAGAGGUGGACGGGCCGAGAACUAAGAAGGUGAUGAAGAGGGCGAAGAGGGUGAGUUUGACUGAUAGUGGACUGACCAGGAAGGGGAUGAAGAGGGCAAAGAGGGUGAAUUUGACUGACAGUCGAUGGGCCGAGAACGAUGAAGCUGAUGAAGAGAGCGAAGAGGUGGACGGGCCAAGUUCUAUGGCGGCAGUUGAAGAGGGCGAGGAGAGUGAGUUGGACAUGGACGGGCCGAGUUAUAUGGCGGCAGUUGAAGAGGGCGAGGAGAGUCAGUUUGACAUGGACGGGCCGAGUUAUAUGGCGGCAGUUGAAGAGGGCGAGGAGAGUCAGUUUGACAUGGACGGGCCAAGUUCUAUGGCGGCAGUUGAAGAGGGCGAGGAGAGUGAGUUGGACAUGGACGGGCCGAGUUAUAUGGCGGCAGUUGAAGAGGGCGAGGAGAGUCAGUUUGACAGUUAG
Symsagittifera roscoffensis is the source of this 528-nucleotide messenger RNA. RefSeq lists its product as uncharacterized. The transcript is spliced from 8 exons. The record is from RefSeq and is a predicted model, not a curated record. Lineage: Eukaryota; Metazoa; Xenacoelomorpha; Acoela; Convolutidae. The coding region runs from base 1 to 528 and encodes 175 amino acids.